AUUUAUUCUUUUAUUUACCCAAAUACUCACAUUAAGAAAUAUAAUCAAAUAAUUGGACAUUUAAAUCAGCACCUUUGUAUGAUUUUGCUUAAUGAUUAAACUAAAAAGAUCUGAUUCCUAUUACCAGAUAAAAUCCCUGUAUUUUGUAAAACUUAAAACAUUUUCCAGUGAGCAGAAGAAGCCAAAAGGCCCUAAGUCACAGUUUAAUCCAAUUCAGUCUAUCGAUGCAUUGCUUAAUAUGCAACAGGAUCUGUGUGAAGUGUGCUAGUUGUGAAAUGUCUUAUUUAUUCACUAGUAAGGACAUAUUAGUGGUUAUCUUUAGUCCACCAGCAAGUGUCCCUGACAUGCCACUAAUGCCACAGCUCAUUUAGUAUCUCUCUACCUUGUCUCUGUGCUUCACACCAGCUGUAUUUUUAGCCCUCCUCUCCUGAGCAGAUAAUCACAGGAAGAGGGUCUGUCACCUGUCUUGUGUCCUGUAGUGAGCUGUGCUUAAGAUAAAUGUGUGAAACCAGCCUGUUGUGCAUUUAAAUGUUGAAUAUUAGGCUCCUCCGGGGUAACCUUGACUUAUUUCAUAAGAUUCAGAGAGCUGUUUAUGGAAAACAGAUGCAGAGAGAAUUGUUAUUUGAAGGUGACUGGCACUGAAGUAAAUAGUCUGAAGCCCCAGCUAGAUCUUCCAAGAUUCAAGAACUUUAUUGUCAGUACAACAAUAUACACAGUAUACAGCGUACCUAAAUGCUCAAAUCCUUCACUUCAAUCCAGCAAUUGUUCCCUUUUUAAAAGUGUCAUAUUUCCAAGUGCUGGGGAAAUUCCUUUAUGACUGAUGUGGAGCAUCUGUUUUAACACAACAUUUGGCAGCUUGUAAAACUCCUCUCUCCUCAUUAUCAGCAAUCUUUUCUUCUUUUUUUUUUUAUCAGCAAUAUAAACAAAAAGCCUGUCGUGUCGCUCAAUAGGAGGAACCGGGAUGUGCAGAAUGUGCAGAUGGAUGGAUGAAAAAAAGGAAUAUUGUGUUACACUUUAAUAAGCUACAUGUUGCUAACAUUUGUAACUCGGCCAGCACCAAAAGGCCACAUCUGCAGUCAGCUUCGUCUUGUGUAAAUCCCGUGGCAACUGUCCCAGCAAGCACCUGGCUCCGAGCCGUCGACCUCUGACCGCAAGCCAGCAGCUGAGGAAGGAGACGAGCGAGAGAGGGGGAACAAAUGGCAAUGAUAAUAAAAAACAAGCCCGUGAGGAGUCUCGUGUUGAGACUGUGGUGCUGAAUCAGACACAGUGGCUGGUUAGUUAGUUAGUCUGUAAGGUGGGGGGAGAGUUGACAGUGAUAUCUAACAGAUGCAUUUUCUUCGCUCAACAUCGCUUUUAUAUCUCGGAGGAGGGUCCGAGCAGCUAGAUUGUCGUUUCUUCUGAUAAGUAGGACAGAGUGCAGGUGCAAGUUGUGUCAACAUAUUUGGAAACAUGUUCCAGCUCCAGUGCGAGAGUUAAGAACGGCCUCAGAGUUGGACGGCGCCUCAAUACCUAUCUUUCAGCUCUGGUUCAAACUUAAAUAUUUCUCUUGAAUUACGAGUAAGAGCUGCAGAUGAAUCAUCUCCAUCAACUUUUCCUCAUUCAGUAAUUAUCAGGGUGAAGCCUGCUUUAAUGUCAAAUCUGGUUUGUUGAGAGUGCACACUUUAUUAAAAAUCCUCCUCCAAACCAACAGAGAGUGGUCAAAUGAAAUCCUCCAAGCCAACAAGAGUCUGCCUGACAACCAUUUCCUUGCUUAUACAACCAGUUUCUCCUUCAUCUCAAACCUUGCGUCAACAAAUCUGAAUGUUUCAAACCUCUCAGUACAACAGCCAGCAGAGCUAUGCCAGCCAUUAUGAGCUGGCGUGGGAUAGAGUUUCUUUUUAAUCGUGACUCCUUUAAAUCCUGAAGGCAGCUGACACACUUGUGGCAUUUUGCUUGUAAGGUAACUCAGGGUAUCCUCUGAUCCGGUGAUUAAGUGAAAGUAUCAGUGCUCUAAUAGAAAUAUUCCCAGUUACUGUGGGGGAAUCCUCACAAAUGUGAGGAUUUUCCAGGAUUGUCUUCCAGAAUAAAUGUUCUUAGAUUUGUGAAGUCGUAUCCGAAAGCCAAGACAAAAUAAUUUCAACUGAACAUUGUGCUGCAGCAUUAUUGUACAUCUUUAAAUGAGGACUGUCCACCAUCAGAAUGAACAUACGGGCUCUAUACAUUAUCUUCAUGAUCAGCACAAACUUUCAUGGGGUUGAAACAUAUCAUGUCACAUGUGUCUGAAGUAUUAAGAUGGAAAAGUUUAGAGUACGAACAGCUCCAAUAGUAAGAAUCUGCCACUCAGUGUUACUGUUGCGAUGAGGUCCUUGGAAAACUUUCCCUCCUGUAAGAACUCCCUGUCUCCUGAAAGUCUGAGAAGGCCCGUCACAGAUAUCUCAUCUGUUUAUACAAGAACUGUUGUGUUAAAUGCUUCAGCUGGAAGUCCUAACACAAGAUAUAAAGCAAUAAAUCAGAAAGUUUAAAUACAUAUAUAACGGUACAGAAGGCGGCAUAUAUACAACAUAUAUAUAGACAGUCAGUGUGAAGAGGUGAGGCUGCACAGACUGUGUUUCUUAGUCUCCUGGUGUGUGACACGUGGACUCAUAUCUCCUGCCAGACGUUGUCAGGGAGUGCAGACUGUCAUGUUGAUGUGGUGGGAUCUUUAACACUAUUGAAUCACUGAUGCAUCUCGGCCUUCCUGAAGCAUGGCUGGGUCCAAAACGAGGCGGCGGUAGGUUUAUAGUAUAAAGCAAGCUCAACAUCAGAAAUUCAAGUGUAAGCAGUAUAAGUAUGCUGUAGUCUGACAGCUGGGUAAAUGUGUUCACUUUGUUGUUUUUUCUGUUGUGUGGUCAUGAUGUAGUAAGAUCAGCGAAGCACUUCACUCGCACCCAACCCAAACAUUGAUGUCAUUAUUGUGCUUGUGAAGUCCUCUGUUUCUUAAAAGGCAACUGAGCCACUCCACACAACACAAAGAGAAGUAGAUGUUCAUGAAAAUGUCUCUGAGGUAAUAAACCCGUGUCUGUCAGGGCCGAUAUUCUCGGAGGCGACAUUUAGCACGAUGCACCCUCAGCAGGAGCACGCACAUUCAUAAAUACUUAAUCCUGGGGGGGAAGCUCCGUACGCUUUCUGUGUUCAUGAGUAGGUUAGAGGGGCCCUCUGGGCUCUUUGUGGGAGCAACAAGGUGACUGACAGUUACAGAUGUCCACAGCUGGUGUGGAACACCUCCCCCACCCACAGCCACCCCCCACCCCCGGUCACUUUUCCUCUAGCAAUCAUUUGAUGAUUGGUGGAUGGGUAGAACUUAUGGUGCGGUGGGCGGGUGGUCAGCUGGCAUUAAAAAUGCGGCAGUUGUUAGACAAUGCAUCAGAGAUCGAGGAAUGCAGUAAGGGGGGGGCCCCCACUCAGGAGGCUGCCCCAGGCAGCGCAGACCCUGCCCUGCCUCAGGUCUAUGCCCCGCCUCCCUCUUACCCCCCACCAGGUCAAGGUCCCCCAACAUCCGCCAGCAGACUGGCAACUCUCGACUUUAGCUCUGCACAUCCGAGCUCAGAGUACCAGGAACAUCCCCAGCUCAGAGUCUAUCAGGGCCCUCAGCACGAUGGGGGCGACUCUCUGACAUCUGGCAACACGGAGGACUCUUUGGUCCCCGUGACCUCUGACCCCCAGUCUCUCAGUGUGUCCGUGUCAUCGGGGGGCGGGGCAGGAAGCGGUAGCGAGGAAGAGGGGUCAGGUAAAACCCAACCGAAACGCCUCCAUGUCUCGAACAUCCCCUUUCGCUUUAGAGACCCAGACCUCCGCCAGAUGUUUGGGCAAUUUGGCAAGAUCCUCGAUGUAGAGAUUAUCUUCAAUGAGAGGGGGUCAAAGGGCUUUGGAUUCGUCACUUUCGAGAAUGCUACCGAGGCUGACAGAGCAAGAGAAAAGCUGAACGGGACAAUCGUGGAAGGGAGGAAGAUCGAGGUUAAUAAUGCCACUGCACGAGUAGUUACCAAGAAACCCCAAGCGCCUCUCGUGAACGGUGAAAUCUCAACUUCCGGUUGGAAGAUCAACCCAGUCAUGGGGGCCAUGUACGCACCUGAGCUCUAUACAGUUGCCAGUUUUCCGUACCCUGUAGCGACUCCUACGCUGGCCUACCGCGGUUCAGCGCUGCGUGGUCGGGGUCGAGCUGUCUACAACACAAUUCGCUCCACUGCAACCACACCUGCUGCUGUCCCCACCUACCCUGGGGUUGUGUAUCAGGAUGGACUGUAUGGAGCAGAAGUCUAUGGCGGAUACCCUGCAGCAUACAGAGUGGCUCAGUCAGCAUCUGCUGCCACAGCGACCUACAGUGAUGGAUAUGGACGGGUUUACGCUCCAGAGGCCUAUCACCACUCAGUCGGACCAACAACAUAUGGGGUCGGUACAAUGGCCAGUUUGUACAGAGGUGGAUACAACCGCUUCACCCCCUACUGAGGCCCGGUGAAGGGCGGGGUCGUCGGGCAUCUCUGUUGAACUUUGGGACACUGCAGGGCAGAUUACAAUAAUCCUUAAAAACAACCUCGGAAAUGUGGCACACGUGGUGUCACCUGCUGUCUCCACCACAAUCUCUCCUCGGGAGACUAAACAGACUGAAGGUUAAAAUACUGUAGGACCCACUUACCAUCUGCUCUGCUGGAGAAUACGUAGGAGACGCUGUCGCUUGAAACCUUUUAAUGCUUUGCUUUUUUUUUUUUUUUUUUU
Messenger RNA from Haplochromis burtoni (Burton's mouthbrooder), 4731 nucleotides. It is a transcript of the gene rbfox1l, whose product is annotated as RNA binding fox-1 homolog 1, like. Gene Ontology annotation, molecular function: mRNA binding. The transcript is spliced from 12 exons. NCBI's taxonomy places the organism in Eukaryota, Metazoa, Chordata, Actinopteri, Cichliformes, Cichlidae. Bases 3217 to 4464 code for a protein of 415 amino acids. Gene Ontology annotation, biological process: regulation of alternative mRNA splicing, via spliceosome; nervous system development. The record is from RefSeq and is a predicted model, not a curated record. Gene Ontology annotation, cellular component: nucleus; cytoplasm.